UCAGAAGAAAAUAUAUGUCCUCUCUUUUCAGUAUGUCAACCUCUCCAAGUAUUCAUGCUUCCUGUUCCUGCUCAGAUAAAGGAAAACAGCCAGCCGAACCAUGUGGAUCUUUGCAUAAACCUGCAUCAGAAGGUGAUGGGGAAGGGGCAAAAGAUAUCAUGGAGAAAGAUGAAAUUAUUGUAGGUGCUAGUAUUUCAAAAGGAUCGUCUACCGCACUUCAUGUUGUAGCUGGAGUGCGACAUGCUGACUUUGUCAAGAAGUUGGUGACAUUGGUUGAUGAUAUUAAUGACAAACCAGCAACUUCAGGAGAAGACCUGCGUAAUGAAUUUUUCACUUGCAUCAAAACUGGGGUUGAUGGUGCAACACGUCACAAGCCAUCUCGAAACGAAUCACUAGCAAGGAAAGGAAGGCCGCCUCUCCGCUUACCUAUCACAGCAGAAGACCGAAGAUUACGUGGACCUCUGUACGAGGCCGCCCUAGAAGGUGAUUGGGAAAGGGCAGAAGAGAUCAUCAAGAAAAACCCAACUAUUGUAGGGGCAAGUAUCGCAAAAGGAUCGUACACUGCACUUCACGUUGCAGCCGGAGCGCGACGGGUUGACUUUGUAGAGAAGUUGUUGACAUUCAUUAAUGACGAAAUUAAACUUCCCUCAAAUUACCUAAUAAAUGACUUAAAACUGCAAGUCGAGAAUGAAGGAGCCAAUGAUGCUGCUUUGUACUUAAGACAUGUCCUACGUCUGCAAGACGAAACAGGCAAUACUGCUCUGUGUCUGGCUGCUGCUGCUGGAUCUGAAAAAAUUGCUGAAAUUAUGAUAGGAAAAGAUCAAGACCUGCCAAACCAACCCGGUAGUGGGGGAAUGAGGCCACUCUAUUUCGCUGCUUUGUUUGGACACCAGGAAAUGGCAACAUGUCUGUUCAAAUUAUACAAGCCUCCACCAGGACUUUCAGGAGAAGAGUCAGAACAAGAACUGCUUGGGGUAUUUUUCAGUUGCAUAAAAACUGGUCUCUACGGUUUAGCCUCCGAAAUAUUCCGAAAAAAGGACAACUUUGCUUCAAAACGUGAUAAUGAUCGUAAGACAGCCUUGCAUUUGCUGGCUAAAAAGCCAUCCGCAUUCAAUGCUAAAAAUCCAGCCGAUGAAUUAGUCAACAACCUCUGGAAUAAAGUUGGAGAAGAAAAAAACCCUGAAACAUUCAUAGCCCUAUAUACAGAUCCUUCGCAUCUGCUGUUUGACGCAGUGGAAUCAGGAAAUUCUAAGUUUGUAACUCUGCUUCUUGAAGCUUGUCCAGCUUUGAUAUGGGAUACAAAUGACAAAAAUUGGAGCAUAAUACAUGCAGCAGUAAAGCAUCGUGAUGAGAGUGUCUUCAGUAAGAUAUAUGAGAUAGGUCUGAUCAAGGAUAUCAUAGCCGCCUCCAAAGAUAACAAAAAUGGUAAUACUUUACUUCAUUUAGCUGCAGAAUUAGCUCCGGAGAGUCGGUUGAAUGAGCUACCUGGAGCAGCUUUUCAAAUCCAGCGGGAAUUAGUAUGGUUUGAGGAGGUGAAGAAGGUUAUGCAACCUUCGUAUAAAGAGAUGAAAAAUAAAUACGACAAAACAGCUGACGAACUGUUCACUUCUGAGCAUAGUGACUUACUAAAAGAAGGACGAAAAUGGAUGAAUGGGACAGCACGGUCGUGUACAAUCGUGUCAACCCUCAUCGCUGGUGCUUUAUUUUCAGCAGGAAUUACUGUUUCGCUUGGGGGAGCUCAUGAUUUUAAAAAAGCCUCAUUUCAGAUUUUCAUCAUAUCAGAUGCGAUAGCGUUUUUGUUGGCUUUGGGUGCAAUAUUGAUGUUCUUGGCUAUCCUCACCUCAACGUAUGCCGAACGAGAUUUUCGCCAAGACUUGCCCAAUAAGUUGAUAGGCGGCGUCAUAUUGCUUUUGUUUUCCAUUAUAGCGAUGAUGGUGGCAUUGAGCGCGGCUUUUUUUAUUGCUUACGGGAAAUACUACCUACCUAUUUUGGUAACUCUAUGUGCAGCUCUGCCAGUGAUUCUCUAUGUGGUUCAGAUUGUUCCCCUUUUCAGCCUCUUUCGCCAAAAGAAAUUUGGAGACGUAAAGAGAGAGAGAAAGAAAGGAAGUCCUUUCACCCUCGUUUGGCAAAAGAAAUUUGGAGAAGCAAAGGGAAAGGAAAGAAAGGAAGUAGAGCAGAAAUUGAAAAAGGCAGAAGCAACCUCACCCCUUGAACCUUAAUUAGGUUUAAGUUGCAAUUGUUGGGCUCUUGUGUGUGGUUUAUAUAUAAUGUAUUUUGAAAAUUCUUUAUUUGAUCUUGAGCGUGAAAACAGUGAAGUGAACAUCAAUUUUAUGUUGUUUGUACAACAUCCGUUUAUUUGAAGUCAAGCAUGUUUGACUUGUUAAAAGUGCGA
Molecule: messenger RNA, 2392 nt
Organism: Prunus persica (peach)
Lineage: Eukaryota; Viridiplantae; Streptophyta; Magnoliopsida; Rosales; Rosaceae
Exons: 7
Coding region: 15-2219 (734 amino acids)
Molecular function (GO): protein binding
Source: RefSeq, a predicted model, not a curated record